This is a messenger RNA of Cetraspora pellucida, 300 nucleotides long. Lineage: Eukaryota; Fungi; Glomeromycota; Glomeromycetes; Diversisporales; Gigasporaceae. The record is from the annotation of a GenBank genome assembly.
AUGGUACUUCAAAAUCCUCGAUGUAGAAAAAAUGACUUUAAAAAGACUCGUGAUUUAACAAAUCAUCUUAACAGAAAAUUUAAGUAUAAGCAAACUCAAAUACCCAACCCAGUUCAUCCACCUAACCCUAAUAUAUUCAGACCUCAAUCACCAGCAUCUAAUCCUCCAUCUCCUCUAGUCUAUGUUCAUGAAAAGGAAGGAUCUAAAAGAGGCCAAACAAUGCAUUUAUCUAUAGAGGAUUUGGUUAACUGGCUUGUGAAUCCUAAGAUAAAAAAUAACCCAACUAUUAUUAAUAAAAAG